AGUCCAGGUUCCGCCUUUGACACUUCUGAGCGCAGUCUGCAAGCUAAGGGGCCUGGCAGGAGGGUGUGCGAGGCAGGGGGGGUAUGCGAAGCUGCUGGGGGGUAAGAGGUGGCAGGUUGGCCCAGCCUAGAAGCAGCCUUUUUACCUACCUAAAAGCACACUGUUAGGCCAACGAUGGUACAGGCGGGAGCCCACGUGUGCAUAAACCCACCGGCUUGUCUCCAUGCCUUCUGGGCACCUGUCGUGUGAGUGAGUGGCUCCGGGUGUGGUAGCUCUGGUCUGACGAUCAGUGCUGGUAAGAUUGAUCUCAAGGAUCCCAGGAGGAACCUAAGAAGUUUAAGGCAGCCGAUUUGAGUCUCUGAAGAGAGGGGGACAGGGAGUGGGGCUGCCAGUGGGUUGAGACUGCUGGUGUUCAGGGGGGUCAGCAAACCACUGACAAGAUCCAGCUCCCUGCAAAAGGGGCCUCUGGGCAAGACUUGGGUGACUAAGGUGGCCCUGGGCUGCUUAGAGAUCCAUCCGAUCCUGGCCAAUGAUGAUCACUGAGUGAGUGAGUGGCGCUGGGCUGAGCUGCCCUGGGCAGUUAGUUUGUUGCCUGGCACAGAGGGAUGCUUGCUGGCAGGACACUCAGAAGCAAACUCAGCAUGGGGACCAUCUGCUCCCCCAACCCCAGCGGGACAAAGACGUCAGCGGAGGUUUGCAAUGCCGACUGGAUGGCCUCGCUGCCCCCUCAUCUCCACCACGUCCCCCUGUCCAGUCUGGCAAUCCCAGGCUCACAUGAUUCAUUUAGCUACUGGGUCGAUGAAAAGUCCCCAGUGGGACCUGACCAAACGCCAGCUAUCAAACGCCUCGCCAGAAUCUCUUUGGUGAAAAAGUUAAUGAAGAAAUGGUCUGUGACUCAGAACCUAACGUUCCGGGAACAGCUAGAAGCUGGGAUCCGCUACUUUGACCUGCGUGUCUCUUCCAAACCAGGGGAUGAUGACCAGGAAAUCUAUUUUAUUCACGGCCUUUUUGGCAUCAAGGUCUGGGAUGGACUGAUGGAGAUUGAUUCAUUUCUGACCCAGCACCCUCAAGAGAUUGUUUUCCUAGAUUUCAACCACUUCUAUGCUAUGGAUGAUGCCCAUCAUAAAUGCCUGGCUCUGCGGAUCCAGGAGGCCUUUGGAAGCAAGCUGUGUUCGGCAUGCAGUGUGGAAAGUGUGACGCUACAAUCCCUAUGGGAGAAGAAAUGCCAGGUUCUGAUUUUCUACCACUCUCCUUUCUACAAACAAUAUCCAUUCCUGUGGUCAGGAAAGAAGAUUCCAGCACCUUGGGCAAAUACCACUAAUGUGCAUAAACUCAUUCUCUUCCUGGAGACCACUUUGAGUGAGCGGGCCCCCAGUGGCUCCUUUCAUGUUUCUCAAGCAAUUUUGACUCCGAGAGCAAAGACCAUUGCUCGAGGCCUGGUUGGUGGCCUCAAGAACACUCUGGUUCAUAGGAAUCUUCCUGCCAUUCUGGACUGGGUGAAAACUCAGAAGCCUGGAGCCACAGGAGUCAAUAUCAUCACGUCUGAUUUUGUGGACCUCAUAGACUUUGCAACAACUGUCAUUGAGUUGAAUGACCUCCUGCAAGAGAAUAGAGCUUUCACUAAAUGCUGAUUUAAUUUCUUUUUAAUUAGCUUCAUGUUGAAUUUGUUGAUCCAGGGUAGAAGAGUUUCCUGUUAGGAUGGCCCCUGGGCAGUAAGAAGAGGAGGGAAUGUUUUUCCAUCCUGGCUCGCAGGGUCUUUUGGAUAAAAUUACAAGCCUUUCAAUUGCAUUUUAUAAAAACUUACAUCCAAGGGGGAAAAAAGCAUGUUUCAAAUGAAAAAAAUCUAAGACUAUUCCCAGUAGCUUGUGAUGCUGAAUGUAAUAAGAAAAGAAGAGUCUCCAAAUUUCAUAAGGGCCUUAAUUGCCCCCUUUGACUCAGAAAAACCUAUUGGUUCCAGAGGGAUCCAAUGUUUGAGUGUAUGGGAAGGUACAGCAGGAAGGUGUUUCUGGUAUAAAGGCUAAUUGAGGUUAUAAAUAACCCUGAGCAGUGGUUCAAGUACCAACCUGGGGUUCUGAGAAGAGAAAAUAACUAAGCACCUGUUCUCUCUAGGAUAGUGAAUGUCACUACUUCUUUUCUGAGAGAGUAAGACUUAUCGUCAAGGCAGUUCAGCCAUAGGUUCUUCUUAGCUUGGGUUGAUCACCUGGAUUCUUUAGAUCAAUAAUGCAUAGUCAUCUAUUGAGGAAUGUGAUCCCCAGUUUUAAAACUUGAGUCCUCUCUCGUUCAGUUGAUCCUUUCUUAGAACUGAGAGAAGCAAAUGGGAGAGAUCUCUAGAAUGGGACCCCUCCAAACAGUCAUGCAUGUUUGUUGCAUGCCAGAUUUAUUUUUUUAACUUGAAUCUGUAGCUUUUCCCAAAAUAGCUGCCAGGUGAGCACCUGCAGCAUUUUGGCAAAGUCCUCUCUAGAGUGGGAGCUGCAUGACAGAUGUUAGAACUGUGUUGUAUUGUUGUAGUCUGCCUAGGACUUGGGUCUGUGCUAUGGAAGAAACCUUGUCGGUGAGAUCACGGAGGCAGACAGAGGAUGCAUGGGAAAGUGUGCAAUGGAUUGAAAGCAGAAGCUCCAAGUGUGUUUG
This is a messenger RNA of Suncus etruscus (white-toothed pygmy shrew), 2628 nucleotides long. RefSeq names its product phosphatidylinositol specific phospholipase C X domain containing 2 (gene PLCXD2). The transcript is spliced from 4 exons. The record is from RefSeq and is a predicted model, not a curated record. Lineage: Eukaryota; Metazoa; Chordata; Mammalia; Eulipotyphla; Soricidae. Gene Ontology annotation, molecular function: phosphoric diester hydrolase activity. Gene Ontology annotation, biological process: lipid metabolic process. Bases 606 to 1631 code for a protein of 341 amino acids.